AUGUAUAAAUACAUUGUGCCAGAGUCCGGCUCCAGAAGGUCCAGGGGUUCCCAAAGGAUGAACGGCGUCGCGAAAAGGCAGGUCAACAAGCAGAUUGAAUCUCCAGAUUCUUAUAGGAGGCAGAUACCUGUCACAACCUCAACAGCCAACACCAUGUGUGGAAGCUACUACGGAAACUCUUAUGGAGGCUGUGGCUAUGGAGGCUGCGGCUAUGGAGGCUGCGGCUAUGGAGGCUGUGGCUACGGAGGCUGUGGCUAUGGAGGCUGCGGCUAUGGAGGCCUGGGCUGUGGCUAUGGCUCCUGCUAUGGCUGUGGCUUUCGCAGACUAGGCUGUGGCUAUGGCUUUGGUUCUGGCUGUGGCUAUUACUACUGA
Molecule: messenger RNA, 372 nt
Organism: Prionailurus viverrinus (fishing cat)
Lineage: Eukaryota; Metazoa; Chordata; Mammalia; Carnivora; Felidae
Product: keratin-associated protein 6-3-like
Exons: 3
Coding region: 1-372 (123 amino acids)
Source: RefSeq, a predicted model, not a curated record